Molecule: messenger RNA, 1416 nt
Organism: Alligator sinensis (Chinese alligator)
Lineage: Eukaryota; Metazoa; Chordata; Crocodylia; Alligatoridae
Gene: SLC11A1
Product: solute carrier family 11 member 1
Biological process (GO): metal ion transport
Cellular component (GO): plasma membrane
Molecular function (GO): cadmium ion transmembrane transporter activity; manganese ion transmembrane transporter activity; iron ion transmembrane transporter activity
Source: RefSeq, a predicted model, not a curated record
GGGGCCGUGGGGGGCACCUACCUGGAGGAGCGGAUCCCCAUUCCUCGGGGGGACAAGCCCGGCUUCAGCUUGCGCAAGCUAUGGGCCUUCACAGGCCCGGGGUUCCUCAUGAGCAUCGCCUACCUGGACCCCGGCAACAUCGAGUCGGACCUGCAGUGCGGGGCCGUGGCCGGCUUCCAGCUGCUGUGGGUGCUGCUGUGGGCCACGAUCCUGGGCCUGUUGUGCCAGCGCCUGGCCAUCCGCCUUGGCGUCGUCACUGGCAAGGACCUGGGCGAGAUCUGCUACCUCUACUACCCCAAGGUGCCCCGUGUGCUGCUGUGGGUCACCAUCGAGCUGGCCAUCAUCGGCUCUGACAUGCAAGAGGUGAUCGGGACGGCCAUCGCAUUCAGCCUGCUCUCGGCCGGACGCAUCCCCCUCUGGGGUGGGGUCCUUAUCACCAUCAUCGAUACCCUCUUCUUCCUCUUCUUGGAUAAAUAUGGUCUGCGGAAGUUGGAAGCCUUCUUUGGCCUCCUCAUCACCAUCAUGGCUGUGACCUUCGGCUAUGAGUAUGUGGUGGUGCGACCGUCCCAGGAGGCCGUGAUCCGGGGCAUCUUUGUGCCCUACUGCACGGGCUGUGGGCGCGAGGAGCUGCUGCAGGCUGUGGGCAUCGUAGGCGCCAUCAUCAUGCCCCACAACAUCUACCUGCACUCGUCCCUAGUCAAGUCCCGCACUGUGGACCGGACACAGCAACAGGAGGUGAGGGAGGCCAAUGGGUACUUCCUGCUGGAGUCGUGCCUGGCACUGGGCAUUUCCUUCCUCAUCAACCUCUUCGUCAUGGCUGUCUUUGGCCAGGCCUUCUACCACCGCAGCAACCGCGAUGUGCACAACGUGUGCGUCAACAGUAGCGUCAGCCAAUACGCCAACAUCUUCCCUGCGGACAACAGCACCGUGUCUGUGGACCUCUACCAGGGGGGCGUCAUCCUGGGCUGCUACUUUGGGGCAGCCGCCCUCUACAUCUGGGCCGUGGGGAUCCUGGCAGCUGGGCAGAGCUCGACCAUGACCGGUACCUACGCGGGGCAGUUUGUCAUGGAGGGCUUCCUACAGCUGCGCUGGUCCCGCUUCGCCCGUGUCCUCUUCAUCAACGUGCUGCAGAGCAUUUUGCUGCCCUUCGCGGUGCUGCCCGUCCUGACCUUCACCAGCCUCCGGCCGCUCAUGAACAACUUCACCAACGGCCUGCCGGGGCAGCUGGUGAUGGCACUGAUCACGCUGCUGGUCUGUGCCAUCAACCUCUACUUCGUGGUGGAUUUCCUGCCCUCACUGGGCAGUGUCGCCUACUGGGUGCCUAGCCCCCAGGGGCCUGAGCACACCGGGAGGACAUGUGCCCCGCUGCCCCCAGCCCAGCAGCGCCAGGCCCUGCCCUCGCAGCUCACACACUAA